AUGACUCCGACCAAAGAAGAACUCCUCCAACUUGGUGAAGCCGACCCAGAUCUCGCUAAAGCUCUCCAGGAGCACCCUCUGCCGAUAGACAACUCUAGCCUCGAGGCGAGAAAGGCCAUGGCAGCCACUUUGGUCGAGGCGCUGCGAGUACAGCUUGGAGAACCUGGACCUGGGAUCAAGAAAACCGAGGUGCCAUACCAAUCGUCAGACGGCACCGUCAUGCGGGCAAUGCUUUUCCAACCUGACCCGCUCCCCAAAGAUGGCGCACCCGUAGCGAUGCUCAUCCACGGCGGCGGGUUCGCUGUCGGCGCGCCCGAGACCGAGGAGAUGAAUGCCCGUCAGCUGGUCAGGGAAUUUGGUUUCAUCUGCUACACCAUCUCCUACCGGCUGGCACCGGCUCACAAGUUCCCGUCAGCGCCCGAGGAUGCCUGGGCUGCACUACAAUCUGUGGCUGCGAACGCGAAGACGUGGGGUGGCGAUCUGUCCCUGGGCUUCAUCGUCGGAGGCACGUCUGCCGGUGCCAACCUGGCGGCAGGACUGGCUCACAGGGCGAGGGACAAGAAGCUGAGCCCGCCGCUGACAGGACAGUGGCUCGCCUGCCCUUGGCUGUGCUAUGACGGCGGGCUGCCCGAGCCAUAUGCCGGCCUCGGCUGCUCCUAUGAACAGAAUGCGUUUGCGCCUUGUCUGAGCAUGGGCUCUGUGGAGAUGUACAUGGAGGCCCUGCAGCCUGAUCUCAAGGAUGGCCGCUUCAACGUUUUUGGUUCCCCCGAGGGCCAUGAUGGUCUGCCGCCUUUGUACAUUCAGAUCUCCGGCAUGGAUCCAUUGCGGGAUGAGGCGAUCUUCUACGAAGAAGAGCUGAGGGUCAAGUGUGGAGUGAAGACGAGGAGGACUAUCUACCCCGGUGUGCCACAUGUGUUUUGGGCCUUGUUCCCGGCUCUUACUGCUCACGCUCGAAGAUUUCAAGAAGAUAUGAAGGCGGGCUUUGAAUGGCUGCUGAAGGAAAGCCGAACGAAGUAGCCUUGAGACUAGUACAUUCUCUAGGAUUCACUUUUUGAUCAGAUGAU
Molecule: messenger RNA, 1064 nt
Organism: Cryphonectria parasitica EP155
Lineage: Eukaryota; Fungi; Ascomycota; Sordariomycetes; Diaporthales; Cryphonectriaceae
Product: alpha/beta-hydrolase
Exons: 1
Coding region: 1-1017 (338 amino acids)
Molecular function (GO): hydrolase activity
Source: RefSeq, a predicted model, not a curated record